Phyllotreta striolata is the source of this 1146-nucleotide messenger RNA. The record is from the annotation of a GenBank genome assembly. NCBI's taxonomy places the organism in Eukaryota, Metazoa, Arthropoda, Insecta, Coleoptera, Chrysomelidae.
AUGGCAAAAGCCGAAACACCGAAUUUAGUGGCGGGUCUCGCGAACCUCGAAGUCAGCGAAGAGGAGUACGAGAACCAGCUGAGCAAGUUGAAAAAAUUCAAAGACCAAAUCAACAUCGAAGGCAACGUGAAAAUCCACAUGUCGAUACAGUGCCAGAAGGAGAUGAUGUGCACUAAAUACAGCGAGGAAUUCGACUACAUAGCGGGCGGUUGCACGGACGGCACUGUCAGAGUGUUCAAGUACGCCACUGGAGAGCCCGCGUUCACUCUCUCCGAUAAAGAAGUGAGAGACGAGACGCCUGUCACUAGCAUAGAACACAGGAGCAUAUCGAAAUUGUAUCCCGUCACGAAUUGCUUCACCGCUACGUAUGCAAACGGUUGCGUGAAAUGCUGGAACUUCCUAUCCAGCCAAUGCAUUUACACGAUCAGAGAGAAACGUCAAACGUACGGUAUCAGAUACCACCCGAGGUUCCCGAAGUUCGUUACCUACGGAGACGAUUUGAAAAUCCACCUGUACGACGAAGAAACCCGAACGCAAGAACGAAUACUACAGGGCAGUAGUUACCCCGAUCGGCAAGACGGGCCUACGUCGAGAGUGUUCGCAGCCGUGUGGCAUCCGAAGAACAAUUACGAAUUGCUAACGGGAGGAUGGGACGAUACGAUACAAUUUUGGGAUCUGAGGCAACCGUAUGGGAUUAGGCAUAUCGCGGGGUGCCACAUAUGCGGCGAAGGAAUCGACAUACAUCCCAAAGGACACGAAAUAUUGGUGUGCAGCCAUCAAACGUCCGAUGCAUUGCAACUGUUCGACUACGGGAGCUUGAGGAGAGUGGCUCGAUUAGAACCGGACAUUUUUCCUAGUAAGUUGUACUGUGGCAAGUAUUUAUCUAAGGAUUUCAUUGUUACGGGCGGAUCUUCGCCGAACUUGGUUCGUAUAAUCGAUCUUCAAAGUACAGCGAACGUUGGUUUAAUAACUUCGUUGAGCAAUGGCGUUUUUUGCAUCGAUGUCGGCCCGGGAAAGAAGCAAAAAUACACUAGAGAAAAAGAGCAUACGGAAGACGUUCAGAUACGAAUGAAAAGCGACAUAACGGUUUUGCCGAAAUUCAUCUUUUUGUCCGGUAAAAAACUGUAUCAAAUGGAUUUUUGCUGA